Bombyx mandarina (wild silkworm) is the source of this 1828-nucleotide messenger RNA. RefSeq names its product tyrosine-protein phosphatase non-receptor type 11. Gene Ontology annotation, molecular function: cell adhesion molecule binding; non-membrane spanning protein tyrosine phosphatase activity; receptor tyrosine kinase binding. The record is from RefSeq and is a predicted model, not a curated record. Gene Ontology annotation, cellular component: cytoplasm. NCBI's taxonomy places the organism in Eukaryota, Metazoa, Arthropoda, Insecta, Lepidoptera, Bombycidae. Gene Ontology annotation, biological process: protein dephosphorylation; positive regulation of ERK1 and ERK2 cascade.
UGCGAAGCGGAUCGCUAAGCGGUGGCCGGUCGCGCGUUUGUUUACAACUCACGUAAAGACUUAUCCAAGUUUUAUAAAAAAUAUUUUAGUGGAGAAGACUUGAGUGAUGUCGAAAGAUAAUCCAAGGUUGAGCCGGCUCGGAGUGUUGGCGCCGGCUGCCCUGUCGGCCUGCAUGGAUGCUUCCGUGCUCGCAGUCCCGGCUGCAGGUGCAAUUGUCUCCACGGUUCUCAAGGAAUUGAGCAAGGCCUUCAUGCUCAAAAAAUGGUUCCACGGUGUUAUGUCAGCCAAAGAAGCCGAGAGCCUCAUUAUGGAGAAAGGGAAGAACGGUUCGUUCUUGGUUCGAGAAUCUCAGGCGCAUCCCGGUGAAUACGUGCUGUCUGUCAGAGUCAGAGGUCGAGUUAGCCACGUCCUUAUCAGACGACAGCAUAACAAAUACGACGUAGGUAGCGGUGAGCAGUUCGAUGACCUGGUGGGUCUUAUUGAACACUUUCGUUCGUAUCCGAUGAUCGAGACAUCAGGAGACGUACUGCGUCUCUUGCAGCCUGUUAGUGGCACCAGACUAAGAGCUCACGACAUCGACCAGAAAGUACAGGAGAUGCAGGGAAUAGAAGAUCGACAAAAAAUGGAAUGUAAUACCGGUUUCGAUGGUGAGUUUCAGUCAUUGAAACUGCUUGAAGACAGACAUGUGUUCACAACUAUUGAGGGAAUGAAGCCUGAGAACGUUUCGAAGAACAGAUAUAGAAAUGUAUUGCCUUAUGACCAAACGCGGGUAGUUCUUCGUCGUCGAGAUAACAAACUGGAAUCGGACUACAUCAACGCAAGCUUCGUACGAUCAUCGCGUCUCAGUGAUUCUACAAGCUCUGUGCAGUCAUCGAACGAAAGUCUUGACAGUGUUCAAUCGUUGAUCCUGAAUACUGAAAAGAAGAAGGCAGUACCACUCGUCACGAAAUCGCUUUCAGACGACGCUCUGAGAGAAAUGAAGAAAAGUCUUAAAUUGGAUAAAAUUAACGGGAAUCUAAAUAAAGAUGCAGUAAAAGACAAAAUAUAUAUCGCCGCUCAGGGAUGUUUGCCGAGCACUAAGGAUGACUUCUGGCGAAUGAUCUGGCAAGAGGACGUCAGAGUAAUAGCGAUGAUCACAAACGAACAUGAAAAGGGGAAGAGAAAAUGUGAACGUUAUUGGCCAUUAUCGGGACAGGAAGAGCGAUAUGACAACCUCCUUGUGAGAUCCAUUUCUGAGUCGCACUACGAAGAUUACCUAAUUAGGGAGCUUGACGUAUGCGACGAAAAUAAAUGUUGCAGAGCAGUUUAUCAAUAUCAGUUUACGGCCUGGCCGGACCACAGUACUCCACCGGAGCCGGAUAGGAUUAUCUCAUUCAUGGAGGAUAUAAACAGAAGAAUGUUUCUAAUCACACAAGAGAAGAAUGCUCCAGAUCAGAAUGUGAUUUGCGUGCAUUGUUCCGCGGGAGUCGGGAGAACCGGCACGUUCAUAGUCUUGGACAUCCUUCUUGACAAAAUCAAAUCAUCUGGUUUUAACUGUGACAUCGACGUACACAAUACGGUGAAGCUAGUGAGGGCUCAGAGAAGCGGCAUGGUACAGAAUAAAACCCAAUAUAGAUUCAUAUAUCUCGCCCUUCAGGAUUACAUUGAAAACAAAAAUAUUAAAUUGAGACGGAAGGGCUACCGGCCGGACAUCUGUCGCGACUUCCAUCACUAAACCAAAGCGAACUAAAUAUAAGCUCUUAAAUAUAAUUUAAAUCCAACGAUUAUUCGUUCUAGAUUUAAUGCAACGUGUAGUUUUAAGUUUUUUUUUAAUAAAAUAUACUUCAUU